UCGCUGCGUUGUGCCGCCAUCUAACACAGCGUGACGAGUUCAUGGUCGAUCGAGCGGUCGUACGGUGGCUCUUAACGCGAGCGAUUGGGAACGGUUGUUGAAUAGCGUCGUCGGGAUAUUACGUUCUCAUCGAGAACGCGAUAUUUCAUGUGUCACCGAGACUGCCGACAGACAAGAGGCGUUUAACCGCAUCCACGGAAUAGCACAGCGAAAUCGAGUAUGAGACGCAAGAGCGAAAGAAAUAAAGCUAAGGGAUCUCCAGAGAAGAAAGUUGAAAAACCAACGAGGAAAUCGACACGUAGGCGAAGCAGGAGAUCACCCUCUACUUCAUCUGAGCAAGAUGUUAUGGCUGAGGAGACAACUAAGAAUGUCACUCAAGUUGAGGAGACCGAUAAAGAGAUAAGUGUUGAGAUACGUCUGCAGAACGAGGAACUGGAGCAUCCACUGCAAGGAAACGAGGAAACGGUUACUUCCAGUGAGAGAAACGUGAAGGCUGAUUCGCCGGAAGAUGAGACGGAUCACAGCGGUUCCGUGUGGAAAGUAGCCAGGGCGGACGCGUCGCCCGGCGAGAUACAGAAGUUAAAAUUAUGCAGGCAGCGCAACACGUCCGACAUUACAUCAGACGCAACAUCAUCGAGUAGGAAAAGCAAGUCAAGCAAGUGGCAAGAAAGUGGUGAGGGCGUUGCAGAGGAGGUUGACUCGGCAGACGAGCAACUGGUUUCUUGUACAAGAAUGCUCAGUAGCGCUGAACAGCCGAACGAUCCCUCCUCUUCAUACCCAGGUCAGGACUCCAACGAAGAGGUAAGUGAUAGCAAGGAGAUCCUGCCUGAAACCACUUCAGCCAACUUGUUGUCUGACGAUAAACCAAACAUAGAUCAGCAUGGUGAAUCAAAUGAGGCAAAUUGCGCUGCCCAAAUCGCUGAUAGCGAGCCCAGUAAGCCGAGUAGCACAACUGCGCCGGCUCCUAGUACAAACGGUGAUUAUCCGUGCGAGGAGACCACCGCCGCCGUCGUUGCCGAUGCUACCACAACUGCUACAUCAACAACUACUGCUACCACUACCACUACUACCACCACCGCUACUAUUGUCGAGGGCAUCGACACUGUUAUACCGAAGGAAGAGAAGUCUGCGGAAGAUGCCAACGAAACGCCAACGGAAGCAACAUUCAGCAAAGAGACGAACGUGGAGAAUGCUCGUAGAGAUACGAGCAGCGAGGAUGAGGAAGAUGACAAAGAAGUGAAAGAACGUCGUCCCGUGGAUACGUCGUCCGACUCGAACGAUGAGUCGCGCGCUAAGAACAGCGAGCGGUCGCCGCCGCGCGCCCCGAUUCGUCGGAAACACCGAAACAAGUACGGGGACUCAUCCAAUUCCGAUACAGCCGACUCCGAGGACGAGCCGGUUGACAGAAAGGUCUCCGAGUCUUACGUCGGGGAGGAGGAGGAGGAAGAGGAGAAACCGAGCACGGAAUAUUCACGGGAGAAUAAGGAACGAUCGUUGUCGCCGAAGAAAGCGAGUUCGCACUCGAACAAUGUAAUGGAGACGAUAGAAGUCGAGCACUGCGAGGCUGUUCAACAGAAGCCCGAGGACACGAGUGAGAAACCAGAGCCAACUGUGUCGCCCGGUGUUCAGGCGAUCACUCAAAAACCUGUCAAGGUCAACUUGAAGAGAUCGUUCUCGGCAAGAUUAGCGCCCGAGAAGAGCGAAGUGAAAAGAGACGAUGCCGAUGGGAGCGUUAACAAUGAGUCUUGCAGUCAAAAUAAGGAAAUUCAUAACGGCAACGAACAGGAACCGAAAUCUGUGCCCAGAAAACGUCGAUGGGGGAUUGUGCUUUCCACAGAUACCACCCCUUCAUUCAGUAUAUCGACUGAUUCGCUCAAGGCCUUGGUGCCGGGUGCAAAGCCGUUAUCUAUCAACGAAGUCCGUCUGUCGAAAGACGACGACGAGGACAGAGAUCGUUACAAAAGUAACGACAAACGGCACAAUUCCAACGACAGUACAAACGACAACAAGAUAACGGACGAAAGUCUGCAGAAGAACGGCACUGCAAAGAAAGGCAAUGCUAAAAUGGACAAUCAUAUCGCAAUGAGGCGAAAGAUAUCGAUCGUAAAGGAAAUGCCACACGUGAAGUCGCCAAGCCCGCCAGCGUCCAAACCAACUAAUUUUCUUUUAAUCAAGAAUCUAGUUCGCCCUUUCACGUUGAAUCAAAUCAAGGAGCUUCUCUCGCGUACGGGCACUAUCGUGGAGAACGGAUUCUGGAUGGAUCGAAUCAAGUCUAAGUGCAUUGUCGAGUAUUCCAACGAGGACCAGGCUUUCGAGACGAGGCAGGCGCUUCACGGGAUCUCCUGGCCUAUGUCGAAUCCGAAGAAACUUCACGUGGAAUACGCCACGAAGGAGGACAUGGAGACCGCCCGGGAAUCGUCCAAGGACCAGCCGGCCGCACGCAAAACUGAGCCACUCUCGUCAUCCGACCCGUGGCAGCAGGAUUGGGGUCGCGAGGAGAAAACUAAUGCGACUAAGGUGACGGUGGUUAGGGAGUGGGAUUUGGGCAAAGAAGAUGGCCAACAACACCUCAGGGAGAAAGAACGCGAGAAGAAGGAGCACGACAGGAAGCGGCGACAGAGAAGUCGAAGCCCUGCAUUAGAGGCGCAUCUACCGGCGCCAGCUCGUAAAUUCAAGAAGAAGGAGGACGAUCCGCCACCAGCGAAACUGCUAGACGAUCUCUUUAGAAAGACGAAAGCUACGCCUUGCAUAUAUUGGCUGCCGCUUACAAAUGAACAGAUAGUCGUGAAGGAAGAGAUGCGGAGACAACAUAUGGCGGAACACGCGCGCAGACUGGAAGAGAUGAGACGCGCCGACAGAAACAGAGACGGCCGGCGUCGACGUAGUCCUAGGAAAUAGACGAAACACAACGUAUCUUUCCUCCUUUGACCUGACUUAAAUUGAACUCAGCUUAAACUGGCUCACCUAUCUCCUCUUCCCUGUUCCUCUUCAAACGCACUGGAUUUUAUUUUUCGUUAUAUAUUGUUUAUAAUAGUUUUAUUGUUUCAGUUGCAAUCAAGAUCAUAUAUUAGCAUAUUAAUAUUGAUCAUGUCAUGAUUUUCUUUUGUGAUAAAAAAUGGACUGAUCAAUUCUAAAUUUUUGCAUAUGUUUCGCGAUUAUUUAAUUGCGUUAUUUACUUUUUUCUUUAUUUUUUUUUAAAUCUCAACUUAUUUGAUUUUUUAGGUUGCUUACCAAUGGUGUAUCAUUCGACCGCUCAGUGCAUGAUCACCGACAAAAUCCCUGUGACUCCUCGAAUCCCUCCUCAUGCAUCAGAAUUAAACCUUACUUCUUACAGGUCAACAUUUAUCUAUCCCACAGAGCGUCAGUAACCGUAGAUCAGGCACGGUAGUGGUACUGUGUGUUUGCGUCGGCCGUGCAGCAGACUAUACAGUUUUACGUCAUGUGAGAGACACACAUGUGCUCGCGGCAACCCGCACGAAACGACGUGGGAACCUCUUUGAGGAAAUAGACAAAAACGUAUUGAUUUGGCUCAUGGAAUAGACUUGGUAUUCCUGACUGUCAAGUAACGUUCGUUCCUCCGCUCUUCUUUCUGGCUUUAUUUUUCUUUAUGAUGAAUUGGACUCCUGGCGCGAACACGCUCGGAUCAAUGCGCCAUCGUGUGGAUGGAAACACGUCAUCGUCGUCCGGAACAUAGAAGAGCAUCAUUUCGAACGUCGACGGACAAGAGAAAGAAACUUGCGUCUACACAUUAGAUAUUCUUCGUAGUCUACUUCAACUUCCUCUGAGAGUAUGAUGGCUUUGGCAACCUCGGUACCAGCUACAUUGAAGCGUCGUCAGUGUUAUAAUCGUGCGAUAGACUAGCACAAGGCGAGGACAUGUAUGUAAAUAUAAGCGAUAUUCCACGGUGUGACAUGUAAAAUUAUUAAUAAAUAUUAAACGAAAGAACAAUUUGUUAGGAUACACGAAAGUAUACAUACAUUUAUCGCUUACUUUUUACGAUACACUGAAUUGAAGAAUUUACUAUUCACGUGUAGAUGGAAAAUUAAAAGCAUGGAUAACAUACAAAUAUAUGUUUAUGCUUAAAACAAAAACUG
Odontomachus brunneus is the source of this 4094-nucleotide messenger RNA. It is a transcript of the gene Acn, whose product is annotated as apoptotic chromatin condensation inducer in the nucleus. Gene Ontology annotation, molecular function: RNA binding. NCBI's taxonomy places the organism in Eukaryota, Metazoa, Arthropoda, Insecta, Hymenoptera, Formicidae. Bases 220 to 2898 code for a protein of 892 amino acids. The transcript is spliced from 9 exons. The record is from RefSeq and is a predicted model, not a curated record.